AGCGACGCCGUGGAAGUCUUGUUAAGGGACACUAUCUUCCCCAGCGCGCUUUGGUUUCGAACCUAAAAACAUCUAAAUUUACGUUGGAAAAUUCCUGUGUGUUAUUAAACUUCAAGUUCUCUCCUUUCGAUCAUCAUGGAGGUGGGGGAGUCGUCUUGCGCAAAGUCAAAACCCUCUUCGGAAAUCUGGGCUAAGCUUGUAUCCUUGGAUUCAAGAUAUGAAGAUGUCGAGAUUAGCUCAAACGAAGUUGUGAUAAAUUCAGAAACCAAAAGCUCUUCUCAUGAAAAGCACGACUGGUGCAAAAUAACAAGGAAUCCAGAUCAAUUUUCUGCCACAAUGCAAAACAAGAGUUCAAAUGUAAUAUUGGUCAAUGAUGUUGUUGUCCAAAGUGAAGAUGUUGUUGACAUCAAAUGUGGAGCUGAAGUAAUUGCAGGGCCUAAUAAAGAAGGAUAUUUGAGCUACAAAUUCAAAGUAAUGUGCAACCAAGAAUCCAGCAAGCAGAACUUAAAGAUAAGUAUAGAUAUUGAGCAUGCAAAAUGCAGCAUCUGCUUGAAUAUAUGGCAUGAUGUUGUUACCAUUGCCCCUUGUCUUCAUAGCUUCUGCAAUGGAUGCUUCUCGGAGUGGUUAAAGAGAUCACAGAAGAAACAAAGAGGUGUGCUCUGUCCGCAGUGUAGAGCAGUUGUACAGUUUGCUGGAAGAAAUCAUUUUCUGCAUAACAUUGAGGAGGGCUUACUACAAGCUGAUCCUUCACUAAGACGUUCUGAUGAAGAAGUUGCAGUUUUAAAUUCCUAUGCAACUAUAAAAUCAAAUCUUGUCAUUAGGAGUGGGGAAAGACAAAAUAGAAAGAGGGCACGUUUUUUUAUGGAUGUGAGAAGUGACAGUGAAGAUGGUAAUGUGGACAUUGAUGGUGAGGAAAGUGAUGAUGCAGGGUCUCAUUGCCCACAAUGUGGCACUGAGAUUGGUGGAUUCCAGUGCAACCCUAACACCAUCCAUUUACAAUGUCAAGCUUGUGGAGGAAUGAUGCCUUCCAGGGCUGAUAUUAAUAUACCACAGCACUGUUUGGGCUGUGAUAGAGCAUUUUGCGGUGCAUACUGGCAAUCUCUAAGGCUUACUAGAAGUGACAUUCAGCUUGUAUGCAGUCAAGAAACAUUCAAACCGAUAGCAGAACGGACUAUAAGUAGAAUUCCAGUGCAGGCACAUGAAAUGAAUCAACAUGAACAAGAUAUCACAGAUAGGUGUAUCAGACAGGCAGGGAGGACCUUGCAGGAUGUUAUUGCAGAUUGGAUUAGAAAGCUGAACAAUAGAGAAAUUGAUAGAACAAGGCUGCAGCUGAAUCAUGCUGAGAUGAUAACAGCUGGGACGCAUCUUUGCAACAACUGUUAUGAAAAGUUGGUCGCUUUCCUUCUGUAUUGGUACAGGAUUUCAUUGCCCAAAUAUCUUUUGCCCUCAGAUGCCAAGCAAAGGGAAGAUUGCUGGUAUGGAUAUGCAUGUCGGACGCAGCACCAUAGUGAAGAACAUGCUCGUAAGAGAAAUCAUGUGUGUCGUCCAACUCGAGGCAACUCCUAGAAAUUAGUUUGUGAUUUCUACUAGGUGGAACUCAAGAUAUUUGGAGAUAAUUACGUUUAUAAUGGGUUCUUUCUCCUUGCUUAGUCUCGCCUCAUUUAGAGACCAUUGCGUUCAUUCUUUGCCUAUAAUACUUCUGGCUAAACAGUCUUAAUCAAAGACAGGGAAUCCUCAUUUUGAAGUUCUUGGUUUGUUGUGGCGGAGAAAAAAAAAUUAUUGGUUUGCU
Rubroshorea leprosula is the source of this 1789-nucleotide messenger RNA. The record is from the annotation of a GenBank genome assembly. Lineage: Eukaryota; Viridiplantae; Streptophyta; Magnoliopsida; Malvales; Dipterocarpaceae.